CUCACCGCAAUCAAAAGUCUGGCCGCUCAGAGCAGCCCACAACCGCCGAUCACGCGUCCGACGUUACCCGCUACGUUUCAAAAGCACUCCGCACUUAACCCGCCGCAGCCAGCCGAGGCCAGCGUAGCCAUGGGCGCCACUGAGGAGGAGAAGGACAGCAGGGUGUCCAUGGAGAAGUUCGGCUGCAAGUUCAGCGAGCUCAAGGACCCGCAGGACCGCAUGAGCGUGGGCGGAACCAUAGGCGGCCGAACCACCGGUCCGCAGCAGGCGGAGCACAUGUACAACCGCUCCGACGACCCGGAUGAGCAUGGCACCCACGGGGCCAGCGAGGAGGAGAAGGACAAGGUGUCGAUGGAGAAGUUCGGCUGCAAGUUCAGCGAGCUCAAGGACCCGCAGGACCGCAUGAGCGUGGGCGGAACCAUCGGCGGCCGCAUGCGCGCGGCGGCGCUGCGCACCAAGGGCGAGGGCGAGGAGGAGGGGCAGGAGCAGGGGCAGGAGGCUGAGGGCGAGGGUGUGAAGGACGUAGAGUAGAGCCGGUGGAACGUUGCACAGCAGUUGAUGGUUUGCGUUGAAUUGCAUCUAGCUAGCCAGACACAUCUUCGCCAGUGCUGGGGGUAUUAGUAGUUCCCGGCGGGACACACCGGUAACGCUUAAGGGGCCCAAGGUAACAUGCAUGGGGGUAGGGCACGGGGUAAGGGCGGCGGUUUCACCCGAUCCCCGUUGGCAUAGCCCACGCGGUGCCGAGUUGCAGCCAUCCACAGCUGGCGCGCAAUCACUCAUGUGCUUGUAAAAUUCACGAGGC
Molecule: messenger RNA, 802 nt
Organism: Chlamydomonas reinhardtii
Lineage: Eukaryota; Viridiplantae; Chlorophyta; Chlorophyceae; Chlamydomonadales; Chlamydomonadaceae
Exons: 5
Coding region: 130-531 (133 amino acids)
Source: RefSeq, a predicted model, not a curated record